AUGUCGGGAUCACACCCUGGAGUAAAACCAUCCCUAGAGAAGAUGAGGAGGGAGCUGAAGGCAGAUGCUUACUUGUACUCCACAGUGAGGAUUGUGAACUGGGACUUUAAGGGAUCCAUGAAAGAGGUUUCCAGCAAGAGUGAGAAAUACAGCCCACAAAGAGAGAAUAUUGGUCCUGAGAAAGCUCUCAAGCACUUGCAGGGCUUCCGUUUUGAUGAAGUACCUGGAGCAUUCGAGGCUGCCAGCCGUGUUCAGGAACUAUGUCGUCAGUGGCUGCAGCCAGAGAUCCACUCGAAAGAGCAGAUCAUGGAACUGCUGGUACUAGAGCGGUUUCUGACUUAUCUGCCUCAGAAGACUCAGGAUUGGCUGCAGAAGCAUCAUCUUCAAAACCUCAAGCAGGCUGUGACCCUGGCACAGUACUUCCACAGGGAACCUGCUAAAACAAAGAAUGAGAGUUUGUUGACAUUUGAAGAUGUGGCUAUGUAUUUUUCUGACGAAGAAUGGCAACUUCUGGACCCGUCUCAAAAGACCCUCUACAGAGAUGUCAUGGGAGAUGUCUAUGAGGAUGCUGCCUAUCUAGGGUUAAAGCUCAAAAAUUAUAUUGGGAAUGAUCAUCCUGUAUCUGUUUCUGCAUCAGAAAUGCAAGCACCAGGAUGCAAAGUAUCAAAAAAGACCAAAAGAGGAGCUUCCCAGAAAGCAACAGGCCUAGAACUUCACAGAGUCCAGAAGGAUCAUCCAGCCUUUCCAGAGGAGGGAAAUAUAUCUGUAACUCAUAAACAGGCAUGCGUGAAAUAUAUGAAGCAUCACAGGGCAGACCACACAGAAGAGAAAUUUUUUAAGUGUCAGAAGUGUGAGAAAAGCUUCAAAUUUAGAUCUGAACUUAUUAGGCACCAGAGAAUUCAUACUUAAGAGAAGCCCUAUAAAUGGCAGCAGUGUGAUAGGUUUAGAUUGCAUUCAGAUGUUAAGCACCUCGUAUCACACCAAGAAAUAAAGCCAUAUAAAUGCUCAUGGUUUGGGAAAGACUUCAUUCAUACAGCAAAUCUACACACACAUCAAAGAAUUCAUACAGGGGAGAAGCCCUUUAAAUGUGAUGAGUGUGGAAGACGACUCAUUCAGAAUUCACACCUUAUUAAACAGCAGAAAACCCACAUAGAUGACUAG
This is a messenger RNA of Lepus europaeus (European hare), 1161 nucleotides long. RefSeq names its product zinc finger protein 75D-like. NCBI's taxonomy places the organism in Eukaryota, Metazoa, Chordata, Mammalia, Lagomorpha, Leporidae. Gene Ontology annotation, molecular function: RNA polymerase II cis-regulatory region sequence-specific DNA binding; DNA-binding transcription factor activity, RNA polymerase II-specific. The record is from RefSeq and is a predicted model, not a curated record. Gene Ontology annotation, biological process: regulation of transcription by RNA polymerase II.